Molecule: messenger RNA, 1458 nt
Organism: Thamnophis elegans (Western terrestrial garter snake)
Lineage: Eukaryota; Metazoa; Chordata; Lepidosauria; Squamata; Natricidae
Product: vomeronasal type-2 receptor 26-like
Exons: 5
Coding region: 1-1458 (485 amino acids)
Biological process (GO): G protein-coupled receptor signaling pathway
Cellular component (GO): membrane
Molecular function (GO): G protein-coupled receptor activity
Source: RefSeq, a predicted model, not a curated record
AUGUUUGGAGUCAGAGAGGUCAACAAGGAUCUGGUUCUCCUCCCCAACCUCACCCUUGGCUUCCACAUUUAUGACAAUCACAAGUUGAAGAGGACGAUUUCCUUAUUCAGUUUCUCCCUGCUCUGUGGACGUUACAAACUAGUUCCAGGUUAUGAAUGUGACAGGCAGGACACUCUGCUGUCUAUCAUUGGCGGUCUCGAUCCUAAAUCCUCAAGGCAGAUGGCCUCCAUCUUCAGCACAUUCAAAGUCCCCCAGCUACUCCUGCAUUUCCAGUGGAACUGGGUUGGACUUGUGGUCUCUAAAGAUGACAGUGGAGAACAUUUCAUCUCAUCUCUGAUGCCAAUGCUGAAGGAGGAGGAGAUCUGCGUAGCCUUCACUGCAAUGGUGACAACUGGCCGUCUUAGUAAACAGAAAGUUGGUGGAAUUGAUCCCAAGGCUCCCUCAGGCCAGGAUUUCACCAUUAACUCUGAUUCAGUCAUCUGGACUGCAAAGAAGCCAGUUUGCUGCUACCAAUGUGACCCUUGUCCAGAAGGAACCAUUUCUAAUCAGACAGAUUCAGCGCAGUGUGACCCUUGCCCAGAAGACCAACAUCCAAACCAGGAGAAGAAUCACUGCAUUGUGAAGAAGGUCCACUUCCUUGCCUAUCAAGACAACUUGGGAUACGUUUUAGUUUCUCUCACUCUUUUAUUCUCUGUGACUACAUCUGUAGUCCUUGUGGUUUUCCUUAAACAUCGUGACACACCAAUCGUCAAGGCCAACAACCGAGAUCUCACCUACAUCCUCCUGGUCUCCCUCCUCUUUUGCUUCCUCUGCUCCUUCCUCUUCAUUGGUCGACCAGGGACCAUCACCUGUCUCUUACGACAAACUGCCUUUGCCAUUCUCUUUUCUCUUGCAGUUUCCUCUGUCUUGGCAAAAACUGUCAUGGUGGUUUUGGCCUUCAUGGCCACCAAGCCUGGAAACAGGGCAAGGAAACUCUUAGGAAAACCACUGACCAAUUCCAUUGUAUUAGCCUGCCCCCUAAUCCAAGCCGUUCUUUGUAUCACCUGGCUGGUAACUUCUCCCCCAUUUCCCAACAUGGACUUCCACUCCUUGGUAGGAGAGGCCAUCUUGGAAUGUAAAGAAGGCUCAGCUUUCAUGUUUUAUACUGUCCUUGCAUACCUGGGUUUCCUGGCCUUCGUCAGUUUCUCUGUGGCCUUUCUGGCUAGGAAAUUGCCUGACAGCUUUAAUGAAGCCAAGUUCAUAACUUUCAGCAUGCUGGUCUUUUGCAGUGUUUGGAUCUCCUUCCUCCCCACCUACCUGAGCACCAAAGGGAAGUCCAUGGUGGCCGUGGAGAUCUUCUCCAUCUUGGCCUCUGGGGCUGGUCUCUUGGCUUGCAUCUUUUUCCCCAAAUGCUACAUUAUCCUACUUAAACCCAGUCUGAAUUGUAAGGAAAAUAUAAUGAGGCACAAUAAUUUCUGA